Hemibagrus wyckioides is the source of this 2144-nucleotide messenger RNA. It is a transcript of the gene maf1b, whose product is annotated as MAF1 homolog, negative regulator of RNA polymerase III b. Gene Ontology annotation, molecular function: RNA polymerase III core binding. Gene Ontology annotation, biological process: negative regulation of transcription by RNA polymerase III. Gene Ontology annotation, cellular component: nucleus. The transcript has 8 exons. The record is from RefSeq and is a predicted model, not a curated record. NCBI's taxonomy places the organism in Eukaryota, Metazoa, Chordata, Actinopteri, Siluriformes, Bagridae. Bases 531 to 1271 code for a protein of 246 amino acids.
UGAAAAUUUUCGCCCAUAGCAAAGAGAGAAGUCCAAACGAUAUCGAUCCGUAUCGCGGUUAUUUGUGAUAAAUAUUUACAGAAAAGAGGAAUUAGAGCCUUUUUCUUGAUCAGGUCGCGUCGAUAAAAGCGACUCUGAUUCCGUGAAGGAGCUUUUUUUUAGCUCCGGUUUUUGUCUUUGUAAAUCGUUUCAGACAGGAGGGGGAUGAGGCUGCAGUCGAAGUCAAGACUAUCUCUGGAUUUUAUGUCGCUUUUACUCGGACAAAGCUGCAGUUUUUCAACGAAUCUUUCUAUAAGAGUACAUACAGAAAGUAGGAGAUGUCCCUUGCGACCGUUAGAUAGUGAAAAACACUGAAUUUUUUGGUUCAAAGAAACGCGAAAAAAAAAAAAAAAUCCAGGCGACAUUGUUACCCGUUUCUGCUGCAGCAGUUUACAUUGUAACCUUAAGGGUCAAACCGAGCGACUUGACAUUACAUCGACUUUCUUAGUCCGCUUUUUUCUUAAAGAUAAUUUGGGACGAAAAAUUAAGCAAUGAAGCUGUUGGAGAACUCGAGCUUUGAAGCGCUCAGCUCUCGGCUGUGUGUGGAAACUGGAGACUCGCACAUCCUCGGCAGGAUCGAGAGUUAUUCGUGCAAGAUGGCCGGCGAUGACAAGCACAUGUUUAAGCAGUUCUGUCAGGAGGGGGAGCCACAUGUGCUGGAGGCUCUUUCACCUCCGCAAACCAGCAGCGCUCCGAGCCCUAACCUGUUGGGGAAGAGUGGCGAUGAAGUGGAGAACCCACUAAGCGACAAGUGCUGCAGGAAGACUCUGUUCUACCUCAUCACCACGCUAAACGAAUCGUUCCGUCCCGAUUACGACUUCAGCGCCGCCCGAGCCCACGAGUUCAGCCGCGAGCCAAGCUUCAACUGGGUGGCCACUGCUGUCAAUAGCAGCCUGUACUCAUCUGUAGGCGAGGAGUUUAACACUCUUGGUCCAGAGCUUUGGAACGCCAUUGAUCAGGAGAUCAACCUGCAGAGCUGUGACAUUUACAGCUAUAACCCGGAUUUAGAUUCAGACCCUUUUGGUGAAGAAGGCAACCUGUGGUCCUUCAACUACUUCUUCUACAACAAGAAACUGAAACGCAUUGUGUUCUUCACCUGCCGAUCUGUCAGUGUUCUCAGUAGCUACGGUCGUGGUUGCCUUGACAACGAGCUGGACAUGGAGCUGGAUGAUGAUGAGGAGGAAGUAGAUGGCUUUAAUGAGGACAGGUUCCCCCGAGCCCUGUGUGUGUAAAUCCAGCUCGAUCAUCAGCUAACAAGAUGUCGCCUUUUCUCUGCUCAUUUGUGGAACCUUUCCUGGAUCUACUAAUGGAUUUCAUUUAUCUGGGCUAUAUAGCCAUUAAAGUUUGGAUAUUCUGAAAUAGUCAUUGUAGUCAGAUUUUCUAUGUAUGCAUAUGGAAGGCUCUUUGGACACUGGAGACCCCUUGUGGACAUUCUGGAAAUGUCAAGGAGGUUCAAAACAAGAUGGCUGUUUGGCUUGCAUCUUCACAUGAGCCUGAACUCUAGAUUAUUUUUCUCUUCAUGUCUGAUUUUUCACAGGAAAUGAUGUCAGUACAUCAAUAUAUCCUACAUACACCAGCAGUUAAUAUGGGAGGGGCUUGUCAUAGUUACCUAAUGACGUCUGUUCAGUCGUGUGUAAAAAUAAGGCCUGUGAUUUGUGUCUCUUCUGUUCAGCAUUUUUACUGAUCUGUCUUUAUAUUAUCGUGUUCACCUUGUGAUGUUUUUUUUUUUUUUUUUUAAUAUAUAUAUAUUUUAACUGUGUGGACUUUUUUUUUUUUUUUUUUUUAAUUCAAAGAUUUCACCAGAAUGGCUUUUAUCGCACUGAAAGAAUCUUAUGAAUGUUUCUCGGGGAACCUUCAUGUGUGACUGAUGCUGUGAUGUGAAACAGAGGCCUGCAGGAGUCUGGACUGUUUCUCAGAAAUCAAGGGCAUCCUUUAUAAAACUUUUGUACGCGAUCAGAUUUGAUUCUAUUCACUUUGCAUUAAAGGUGACGUGCAAGUUGCUUAUAAAACCUGAAACCGAUGUGAACCUUUAUGAUUUCUGAAAUGUGAUGUAAAUGUUUCUUUUACGUACACAAACAGAAAUAAACCCAGUGUGGAUGAAUUUA